AUGCGUGAGUGGUCUGAUCCUCAACUGGUUAUUCCAGGCUCCAUUGUUACCUCAUCCAGGAAGCCGGCCAUAUGCGACUAUAAUGGCACGGCGUUCAUUGCUUGGGCCACUCAGUCGAUUGAUUCACCCAACGACCCAGGGCCUACCUUCAGCUUUACCUAUUGGAUCGCAGACAAAGAUGCGUGGGCUCAGCCAACUCUUGUUCCUAUCGGCGACUCUGGCAUGUAUCAGAGCCACACAUCUGCUCUCGUCGUCUACAACAAUGACCUGUAUGCUUUUGUCCCAUACAAGUCACGAGGCGACGACAAAGGUUGCCGUGUCUUUCGCUAUGACGACGACAAAGAUACCUUUUUCGUCGCAGAAGACUGGAGCAAGGAAUGGAAUGGAGAUCUUGCAGCAGCUGUUGACAAUGAUAGCUUGCUGCAUGUAAUCUGCAACUCCAACGAUAGUUUGGUGUGGACAUACUCCUUGUCGAGCUCAUCGGGUGACCUUAGCUGGCGCGGGACCUCACACAAUACACGGAUCCCGAUGGCAGGCACUACAUCGAAUCCCGCCUUGACUGUUAUUGGCGGCAAGAUUGUUGCAUUCUUCUUGUGGUCUUUUUUUAAUUGUCGCAGCGUUAUGCAGAUGACCCUCGAUAUGAGCACUAAACAAUGGAGUUCAAUAGACAAAUCCAAUAUCAAACAGUCUGGCAAUAGUGGUAUCAGUGCUAUGAGCACCCCUGAUGGGCAACAUUCAUGGAUCUGUUUCAAGAAGCACGACGGCAGCAGCAAUCUGUUAUGCGAAUUUGAGAAAGGUAGCAACUCUUGGAGCGACAAUUAUCCUAUGGGAUCAAGCGAUGCCUACCUUUGCUGGAAUGAAGCAGCUAUAGCUUGGUCCGACAAUUACGUCUACGCGGUAUGGAACUCACACCUGUCGGGAAGCCCUUUGUGCUAUAGCCGCACCUUUUUGAAGCCUACCAGGUUUGGUACGGGCUACACGCAAGACAAGCCAAGCUCUAAAGACGCAAUUGUCGAUAUGUCUGCUAUGAACAUGGAAAAAGUCGCCAACAUCAAGUACCGCAACAUAUCUAAACCCGAAUGGGUAUUGAAUCAAGAAUCCGUGGGGUCUUGUACCGCCAAUGCCGUCGCAACUGCCUACCGCUAUGAGCUUAAACGCCGGAACAAGGCAGACUUUAUGACUUCUCGUCUCUAUCUGUACUAUCUUGCUCGGCUUGGCAGCCUGAAUAUUGGAGAACCGUCACCCGAAUUCUAUAACGGCCUAGCCAAGCAGCCUCCGACUACAGAAAUGCUCCAAGACACCGGUUCCAACAUCCGCGAGGCCAUCAGAGUCAUCACUUCCCUUGGAGCUAUCGCAGAAGCCGACUGGGGAUAUACCUACGCUUUUGAUCCGGAUAAUGACAAGCGGUUUGUGAAGAAAUGUAAUGCCAGCUAUCCUCCUGGCAACGUUUCAUUUGCAACUGCAAAGCAGCACUUUGCAGUCAAGUACGCGGUGGCAGACGCCAAGGACCGAAAUUGCUGGAAGACGUGCAUUGACAUGGGAUACCCAAUCAUAUUCGGUUUCAGACUAUACCCAUCAGUGCAUAGCUUUAUGCAAAAGAAGAGCCUGACGACAAAUGAUGAGGCUGUGGCGCCUGUACCGGAUACCUCGAAAGAAACGGCAGAUGGAGGACAUGCUGUGCUUGCCGUUGGAUGGGACGAUAACCUGAAGGAUGGAUGCUUUCUUAUUCAGAACUCGUGGGGCAAGUCUAUGACAAAAGAAGGCUUUUUCUGGAUGCCUUAUAAGUGGUUAGAUAUAGGCAUUAUUGAUAAUGCUAUGGGAUUUACUUUAAUGGACACUUAUGGCUCUUAG
Messenger RNA from Fusarium subglutinans, 1851 nucleotides. RefSeq lists its product as uncharacterized. Gene Ontology annotation, molecular function: protein binding; cysteine-type peptidase activity. The record is from RefSeq and is a predicted model, not a curated record. NCBI's taxonomy places the organism in Eukaryota, Fungi, Ascomycota, Sordariomycetes, Hypocreales, Nectriaceae. The transcript has a single exon. Gene Ontology annotation, biological process: proteolysis. Bases 1 to 1851 code for a protein of 616 amino acids.